GUUUUUGGAGCAGUUGGAGCUUACCUUGAAGGUAAGGCAUCCAAUUUGGAUUUUGUACUGGAAAUCCUUUUUCUCGAAAGCGCAGGAGAUUUGUACUGGAAAUCUUGAUCAAGCAUGCCGGUUUGGUUAUAUGGACCUGGUAUGAUUUUUCCUAGGUGAUGUUAUUGGCAUCCCAGGACGCUCAGUACGGGUGGCACAUAAACAAGAUGUUGAGUGAAUGCCAACUUUGUCUCAGGUUUCAUUCGCCCAUGUUGUCACGAGUCUUUUGUCCUUGUGCUUCCGUUUUGCUUUGCUGCUGCCAGUAGCAGGUCCCAGAAUGUACUUUUGCAAUCCAAGUGUAGUAGUGCCGUACAAAAUGCUAGCCAGGGGCAAGGUCAAUGCAAGUGGUCAAUAUGGCCGGGCUUGCCCAAUGGCCCACGAACAAAACACUAAUUUUUCCAAAUUUUAUUUUGGCAUGACCUAACUUUUGCAAGGACAAAAUUUGCUUUCCUUGCAUUGGGUAUUCGGGUGUAAAAGAAGUGUAGGCUCCAUAGAUACCAAACCAGAAACCACUUCCAAUAACGAAAAUUAACUGAGAUAUGCUUGAUUGAAACAUUUCACUAGGUUCUGCAAAUAUAAAAAUGCCACUCAAUGUGGCUUCAUAGUCAUACAUUUGUUCCCAUUCUUAGUGAUAAGUAAAUUACUGGUAAUGAAUAUGAUAUGACCGAUCAUGCCAUAUCUUGAUGAGCUAUGUGGCGUAUAAAAGCUUAGCUUAAUUGCCAAGGCAACCGAGAGCUAAUUUGUGGAUUAUUUUUCUUGAGAACAAAAUCAUAAGCUCGUCUUUGUCUCGUGUACCACCGAAAAUCUAGAUAGAAGAAAUCACAUGGGUCGACCUAACAGUUGAAGGCAGAAUCAGUCUUUUGAAGGUCAGUGGCCCAUAUGGGGACACAAAAACAGCAAUGGUGUGCGCGAAAUGUGUGAAUGUGAUGUAUCCUGGGAUCUAGUUGGACAUCUUACCUUCAACAUCCUUUUCGACAAGUUUUUUUGUUCUCAAAUUGCGCUGAGACCAAAAUGGAUUCCAAGCUCUUCAAGGGCCUGAUGUGCUAACACAGUGUUUGGUUAAACAAAGUUUUGUGAUGUGAACAGUGAACCAGAGAUGACACUGCUCGACGCUACAGGUGUUCACGCGUACUGGGCGCCGAGCAGAGAGACUUGCGGGGACGGCAAGGGCAGUACUGCAGCCGGCCGUGAUUACCAACGAACUCAACUGAUGGCCACAGCUACCUCCAUCCAUCCGCACUACUACUUCACAACAGUCAGAACACUUUGCUCCCUGCCUCGCCAUCAGCUGCAAGCAUGACGCUGGUCAGUGAGCCUCAGCAGCCCAAGGAGCAGGGAACACAAGCUGCAACAAGCCAUCAUGCUCCAGCAGUUCCAAUUGAGGAAGUUGCAAUUGGGGAUGCGGUGAACACCGAUCAAGAGGAGCAGCGUCGGCAGGCGGCAAGGCGCGAGAGGGACUUCCUGGCAGGGAUCAGGAAGCUCAUCAAGAGCUUCAAGAGCCUCUCCCACAUCUUCGAGAUAUACAAGGAGGACGACGAUGAGAAUGAGGACGACGACAUGGAUGCGGGCAUCGAGAUCGGGUUCCCCACGGACGUGCAGCACGUGGCGCACAUCGGCCUGGAUGGGUCCACCAACUUGUCCAGCCUCAGGGGGCUGGAGGGGGCCAGGGACCUGCUCCCCCUCUCCAACCUCACCACCCUCCAGCAGUUCGAGCUCGCCGUGGCCUCCCUGGCUGCUGCUCCGAGCACAGAUCGCGAUGGGGUGUUAGAUAAAGCCUCCCGUGAUUAGGUUUAUAUAAACUAGGAUGCACAUAGUGCUUGUGAUCAUGGAUGAUGGCCCUUGUUUUCUUGUUGUUUUUGUUCAUGCUUUUUUGGCGGGGGGG
Panicum virgatum (switchgrass) is the source of this 1921-nucleotide messenger RNA. Its product is annotated as CRIB domain-containing protein RIC4-like. The coding region runs from base 1336 to 1827 and encodes 163 amino acids. NCBI's taxonomy places the organism in Eukaryota, Viridiplantae, Streptophyta, Magnoliopsida, Poales, Poaceae. The record is from RefSeq and is a predicted model, not a curated record. The transcript has 3 exons.